UGCCCUGAGGGGAGCGGGAGGCGGAGUCGUAGCCGCAGUAGGGGCUCGUCAGGCCCGGGAGCGCCAUGGCCCAGGCCAGGAUCAGCGCUAAGGCCAAAGAGGGCCAGCCGGCGGGGCAGCUCCGCGGGCGCUUCUUCCGCUCCACCUCCAUGGCCGACUGCUCCAGCCGCCUGCUGCAGAACCUGGACCAGCUGGAGCUCAGGGUUGAAGCCUUGCGUGAUGCAGCCUCUGCUAUGGAACAAGAAAAAGAAACCCUGCUAGAAAUGAUCCACAAUAUACAGAACUGCCAAGAUAUGAGGCACAUCAGUGAAGGUGAAAGAGAAGAACUUUGCCUGACUGCCAGUCGUCUGAUGGACCGAACCCUCACUGUUGAGGUUUCUGUAGAAACAAUACGAAACCCACAGCAGCAGGAAUCCCUUUUGCAUGCCACAAGGAUGAUUGAUGAAGUAGUCAAUAAACUCCUUGAUGAUCUGGAAGGUUACAAAAGCCGUUUAAUGUCACUUUAUGGUGCAUGCACAUCUGAGGUACCAUCUGGACCCAUUGAUCAGAAAUUUCAGUCUGUUGUAAUUGGAUGCGCUAUUGAAGAUCAAAAGAAAAUCAAAAGGAGACUAGAGACUCUGCUUAGAAAUCUAGAAAACUCUGAAAAGUCAAUCAUGUUGUUAGAACAUCCAAAAUCAACUGUCCAACAGCUAUGCAACAACGAAUAGGGUUAAAGUAGUACUAGCUAUUUGGGCAGAUCAAAGUUAAGUCUCCAUAAAGAAUGCACGGAAUGCAAAGAAAAUGUUACUUUUUAGCACUAAACUAAUAAUACUUUAGAGCGCUGGGUGCAAAUAUUAAAUAAAUACUGAUAGCACUGCCUUAGGUAUCAGAAAGAACAUAGAUAUUUUCUUUCACAGUGAAGAUGUGAUCUAAGAAUGCUAUCAGGUUUGCUCUUCUAGACUUAAACUUUGUUGGUGGUGCUGCUGCAAAUUGUAAUUAAUGUACUUCUGCUGCACUCUUAAAGCUAAUCUAAUUUUUCUCUUAGGUUUUUGAAAACUUAAGCUGUUGUGUCAUGUACUAAGAUUUCACCUAGCACAUUUUUUCCCCUUUGGUGAAUACUCUAUAUGAAACAGACUUAUGGGAA
Gopherus evgoodei (Goodes thornscrub tortoise) is the source of this 1123-nucleotide messenger RNA. RefSeq names its product BCL2 associated athanogene 2 (gene BAG2). Gene Ontology annotation, biological process: protein stabilization. The record is from RefSeq and is a predicted model, not a curated record. NCBI's taxonomy places the organism in Eukaryota, Metazoa, Chordata, Testudines, Testudinidae. Bases 66 to 707 code for a protein of 213 amino acids. The transcript has 3 exons. Gene Ontology annotation, molecular function: adenyl-nucleotide exchange factor activity; protein-folding chaperone binding.